GUCUCCCUUGAAACGGGUCCACCCUCUGUUGGCGCCGCCGUUGCCGCAUCCGUCCCCUGUCUCCCUCUUUCUCUCUCUCUCUCUCUCUCUCUCCGGGGAUCCCAAUCCGCCUUCCGUCCCUUCUCCGCGUCCACGCUUCACACCCUUUUCCGAAGCCGGGGCGCAGUCACCGCGAGAGCCUUCAGCCAACCGUCUCUGGCAGGAGCUCGUGAAACAAGACGAAAUCCACGAUGGUGGGUGGUGGCGACUGUAAGGUUGCUACCGUAGAGGUAGAGGCGGCCUCCGGAGGCGACAACACGGCGACACUUCCGGUUACCAGGCCCCUCAAUCCGCAAAAUUCACCGCCGAAUGCACAGGACAACGCCGAGAAGAACAACGCCGCGAACAAAGAAAUGGAACUGAAGAAUGUGCGAUCUACCCCGGCGAAAAAAACGUCACUCUUCAUCAUCAUGAGCUUCAUCUAUUCGAAGCUGCUCGUAGUCGUGUGCAUCGCUUACGUGAUAAGCGAAGUAGUGACGCAUAAAUUGCCGUUGUACUAUUACGAAGGAUUCUUUACAUACCUUUACGGCAUGAGUAUCCUGUUCUUGCUCUAUGUCUUCUGUUUCCUCCUUCAAGAGAGUGCUUGCUGCGCGAGAGGAAGCGAUACGCCGCCACCACCUCCGCGACCGCCCAAAGCUGGCUGGGCUCCUAAAGAACCCAAAGACAAGAAUAAGAAAAAGGAUAAGAAAGAAAAAGAUCAGAAGCAGGAUAAGAAGAAGAAAGAUGCAUCGACUCAGGAUACAACCGAUGUUGAAGCUGCCGUUCCUACGCGAGUCUUGCGAAAACGAAAGACUUCGCAAAGUGAUCACAGCCAUGGGAGCUUUUUCCUCAGAAUUGGUGCAAUAGCGUUUGGACUUGGUACUAUGGUGCACAACGGUUUGGAAUUCGGUACGUUCUUCGAGGUACCACCUACAUCACCCUGUUAUCAAAUUCUGCAAGGCGUCAAUCCGGUGUUGCAAAUGAUCUUCACUUUUAUGCAGAUGUACUUUAUCUUCAUGAACUCUCGAUUGAACAUUCAUCGCUUUAAAGUCGUCGCUCGCUUCGGUUUGAUGCACGUGGUCGCGACAAAUCUCUGCGUAUGGAUACGCACGUUGGUUCUAGAGAGUCUCAAGGAGAUUACUCAGUAUAAAAAAAAACUAGGCCAAUUUGAGGAGGGAUUUCUCAAGACCCUCAAACAGCAGUCAAUGCGAAAUUCAGAGACGACGAUAAUGGGAACCGAGUCGCGCGAUAUGGCGCAAUUACGCGAGUUUCCUUUUACGAGAUCAACAACCGUUGCGUCGACCGUCAGCAGCACAGUUGUGACAGUCGGCACUGCUCUGGGUCGUGUAAUGACAACGACAGCGAGAUCAAUAGCGGACGCGUUUACCUCACCGUCUACAACAUCCACCUCAACCACUUGGACGAGCCCGUCGACUACUUCCUUCGCGUUGCCUAAUCUGACAACCACCACGGCGACGACUUUGUCCACUCUAUUGACCACGUUCACACCGUCGACUACCAGUACCACCACCCCUACUACCACCACCACCGAGAAGGUCACCACUGUCCCGACUACAACGAGCACGAGCACUACCACAACUCUCACACCGUCCACUACCACGUUAUGGUCGCAGAUGAUAGAACUACUAAACACCGCACCACAGAGUGACAUAGACAACCAAGUACCGCAACUCUUUGAUAUGAGCAAUUUGACGAAUAGCAGUGAAUAUUGGAAUCCGAACUUAAGUAUCUACGCGGAAGCCCUAACGGAGAAUCGUUCGGUGUCCAAUUCAUGCGGACGCAUUAAUAUCAUGGGAACCAUUGUCCAGGACGCGGCGCCAUAUCUAUUUCCGUUCAUAAUCGAAUACAGUUUGAUUGGAGCAGCAGUGAUCUAUGUGAUGUGGAAACAUAUCGGCCGACAUCCGCGUUGGCCUCAUCUGGCAGCGGCUGAUCUUGAACGUCGUCUGGAGGCUAUGCUAACUCGAAGAGCUGUUGCUCUUGCUCAUGCAGGUAGUUUUUCUUUCCACAUAAUAAUCUUUUUUUUAUCUGCCUUGCUAGAAAUAAAAACACAAUAUUCCAUUUGUUUGAGAAUCGAGUUAUCAUAAAAGAUAUUAUCAGAUCAAACUAGGGUCGACUGCGUUGGAGCAAGCAAAGGUCUCUUCUUUGGUCUACUUCUUCUGGUCGGUUCCCUGAUAUGCCUGAUACUGUUCUUCGUGCUGAUCCAUCAUCCAGAGUUUGGAUUGCUUGCGAUUUAUCUCGCUGACGUGUCUCACUGCGUCAUAAUGGCGUUAUCAAUUAUCGCAAUAAUCAUCGGCUUCAUUCGCGUGCAGAACCUCAAGUUCAAGGCCGAGGAGCAAAGCGACCUCAACGACAUUCUCCUGCGCGUCUCUGCUUUUGGUCUCUUCGUCUACGCCGUCUUCAGUGUAAUCGCCGGUUCCCUGGCGGCCUUCACGCAUGAGCCGAAUUUGCUGGUGAUGGUGACGGGAAUACUUUCAGUCGUCCAAGUGAUCCUUCAGAUGCUCUUCAUCGCAGAUGUGUCGCGCAGGCGAGUUCAUCUGCCAGAACACGAUCGCAGCAAGCCCGGCAGACAGGUGGUUACUUUCCUGCUGAUUUGCAACGUGAGCAUGUGGGUGAUCUACACUUUCGAGACCCGGAAAGUUGACGCCAAUCCGGUGCAGCUUGACUUCUACGGAUUCCUCGCUUGGGCUAUUGUGCAGAGGGUCACCUUGCCACUGUGCAUCUUCCACAGGUUCCACAGCGCUGUGACGCUGGCUGAGAUCUGGAAAACUAGCUACAAGGCGCGUCUGGAGUAGACGAGCGGGAAGUCCCGUCAUAGUCAAUCGUCCGGAGUGGUCGUCGGUUGGAACGAAAGAGCGAGCACAAGCAGGUCAGGAUGUUCGACGACCUCGAUCACAUACAUCGAUUUCAGGUCUCGAGAAAAAAGGUGAGGAGAGAGAGAAAAAGAGAAAGAAAGAAGUGGGAGGAAGGUCGACGGACGGAAAAAUUGCAAAAUGACGGAUCAGCCGGAAUAAACGAACGUAUACGGGGUGUCUGACACGCUCGUCGCACGAAGAAAUCUUUGGAUGAUAUCCAAGUCGUUGAUAAUUGUUAAACAGUUCCAAGAAUUCAAGUUGGAAGUUGAAGAUAUAUCUCGUUGAGAAACCCUUUAUCGACAUCUGAAGAGGCACUUCAGUGAUACAAUCAAGAUCGAUCUAAGAUCCUCGAAGAGGAGCUUUCGCGUAAAGUGGAGCCAGAUAUGAUCGUGCCGAAAACUAUUUCUUUGUCUCCUGUUUUAUGUAUACGUUGUAUUUU
Messenger RNA from Cyphomyrmex costatus, 3330 nucleotides. It is a transcript of the gene OtopLa, whose product is annotated as proton channel otopetrin-like a. NCBI's taxonomy places the organism in Eukaryota, Metazoa, Arthropoda, Insecta, Hymenoptera, Formicidae. Gene Ontology annotation, biological process: proton transmembrane transport. Gene Ontology annotation, molecular function: proton channel activity. The record is from RefSeq and is a predicted model, not a curated record. Gene Ontology annotation, cellular component: membrane.